Molecule: messenger RNA, 1057 nt
Organism: Rhipicephalus microplus (southern cattle tick)
Lineage: Eukaryota; Metazoa; Arthropoda; Arachnida; Ixodida; Ixodidae
Product: nose resistant to fluoxetine protein 6
Molecular function (GO): acyltransferase activity, transferring groups other than amino-acyl groups
Source: RefSeq, a predicted model, not a curated record
GUGAGCCACGCUAUUAGCUCUAGGGUAGCUGUUUCUGCAUGGAUGCGCAUCAGCCACGAACAAGGCAAUUUCAUCAUUAGUGAACACCUUUUGAUCACGUGCACAUGGACUUACAGCUGAAGGGGCAAUGUCACCAAAAUUAAUACACGCGAAUAUACUUUGUUUUACUGGUGUGUUGCUCCUGUUAUUGCCAGUGUUUUGUGAACUAAGUGCAGCAUCUACAAGUUUUGUGACACGAAUCAACAUCUCCGCAAAUGAACAAGUGACCACGUCAAGCUCAUUUACGACAUCCCAAGUGAGUACUUUUUCAGAGAAAGUUGGUAGACCAUACCUGUUUACAUAUACUACAUCGCCCACAAUACGGGACACAGCAGUGCCUUCCCACAUUUCGAGCACAUCUCAACUGUCAGAAAUUAAUAAUGAAAGCUCAUUCGAAGACAAAAUGCCGAUUUCCGCUACAGCAAAUACAGAAGCUACUAUAAAACCUACGAAUAAUGAAAUUGAAGAACUGAUGAUUACAGAAGAAAAUGUUGCCACGAAUGCCACAACUGCACCCACGUUUCGAAGCCUCAUGGACGUUAUGCUCACAGAGUCUGCGGAAGCUUUUCCCACUGCAUUGCCAGCUACACCAGCGACGAUGCAGGCAACGAAAGGAUCAAAGUUUCUCGAUGACAUCAAGGCCAUGGUGAAAGAGCUCAUGUCUACAACUGGAGGUGAACUGACGCGAAAGCUGCUACAAGCCGACAUAUCUGCUGACUGCACCUUCGGCUUGCUGAAGUUUACGCGAGCCAUCCAAGAUCUAGAGCCCUGGGCCAUGAGACUUAUCGACGCUACUGGCAAGUACCCCUCUGGCUUCUUUCAAGGUACAUUUGCCGACCUCGGCGCCUACGACGAGUGCAUCGAGACCGUGGUGCUAGAUGAGUAUGGGACAAUGAAAGUGCGCGGCCAGUACUGCGACGUGCAUUUGUCACCAGGCGACGAAGAAUCAGUCGCUGAGCUUGCGUUACCGCCCAUAGUAGAAUACAACAAGCGGCUUUCAUCGGGCGUCUCAAGCUGA